ACCAACCAAACAACAUUAUUCCAACGGGUCCAAUGUUGCAGCCAACAACAUGCAGCAAACAGCAGCAGCAGCAACAGCAGAGGCAGCAACUAGCAAUCGCAGCAACAGCAGCAGCAGCAGCAGUGGGAGCGCCAUUCCCAGCUAGAGAUCAUGGAGCCUUAGCAGCAGCCACUGCAACAGUAGCAACUGCAACUGCAGCGGCAACAGCAGCAGCAGCUGCAGCAGCAGUAACCAAACGCAAUAGCAGCAACUUUUGGAGCAGCGACAACAACAACAUGUUGCCCGCUGAUAGCAGCAGCAGCAGCAGCAGCUGCAGCAGCGGCAGCAGCAACACAACGAUAGACUUCAACAGUCGCCGAAGGCGGGGGCGUCUACGGGAGGAUCAUGCCUCCUGGAGCCUGGCCGAUCAGCAGCAGCAGCAAGCUACGAUACUGGACGAGUGUGUACAUAUUUUCAAGCGCUUAGUAUUAUUAACCUUAAAAACAAUAUCAGCAACAACAACAACAAAAGCAACAAUAACGAAAGCAAAGACAAGAAGCAGAGCAGCAGCUUCUGCAACAUCUCGUGGUGCCUCUAAUCGCAGCCGCUGCCACAGUCGCUGCCUCCGCCUGCCGGUCUACGGCAUCCUGCUGCUAUGCAUUGCCAGCCAGGGAUUGGGAUUGGGAGAUGCUGCCAAGCCCAAGUCGGCAAAGCAGCAUUACAACAGCAACAGCAAUAGUCAGAACCAGAACCAGAAUCAGAACGAUGUCCUGGGCGGUGUGGGCGCUCCGGUUCAGACUUCUGUCGAGGACGAGGCCGAGCUGCUAUAUCCCUUCCAGUCCGGGGAGCAGAUGUUCGGCCUGGAGGAGGACCAGGAGCUGGAACGGCAACAGGAGCGUGACCAGGAGCUUCAGCCCGGCUCCUCCGAUGAGGAUAAUGCGGCCAAUCAACGUGGUAUCAAUGACACGCACAACGAUAACUCGACCACCACGAAAACGCCACUAUUCCCGAAAGACCUAUUCACGAAAGAACAGCUUGAGAACGGCGCUGUCAUCCUGCACAUCAUUGGGGUGAUCUAUAUGUUUGUGGCGCUGGCCAUUGUCUGCGAUGAGUUCUUCGUGCCUUCCCUUGACGUAAUCAUUGAAAAGCUCGGCAUCACGGACGAUGUGGCCGGCGCAACGUUUAUGGCGGCGGGUGGCAGUGCCCCCGAGCUCUUCACCAGUGUGAUUGGCGUUUUCGUGUCGUUCGACGACGUGGGCAUUGGUACGAUCGUUGGCUCCGCCGUGUUCAACAUCCUGUUUGUGAUCGGCAUGUGUGCGCUGUUCUCGAAGACGGUGCUAUCGCUAACGUGGUGGCCCCUAUUUCGUGACUGCUCCUUCUACAGCAUCAGUUUGCUGGUGCUGAUCUACUUUUUCCGGGACAACCGCAUCUUCUGGUGGGAGGCGCUCAUCCUUUUCACCAUCUACAUCGCCUACGUGACCUUCAUGAAGUGGAAUGUCCAGGUGGAGACGUGCGUCAAGAAGAUGAUUACCAAAAACAAGGUGACUCGCGUCCGAAGUACAGAUCAACUUAUGCCAGCAGGUAAUGCGGCCAACUCCUCGGAAACAUCGAUGGCCACCCAGCCGGGCGGCUCGGUGACAUCGCGUGCGGCAAGCGAAACCCGCUCGGGUCCGCCGGGCUCGAGCAACGCGGGCGCCACAGGUAAUAGCAGCGGCGGGGGCGGCACCUCGGGUAGUACUCAGACCGGCGCCAAGUUCCGCCACGGCCUGUUACAGCUAAUGAUACACACGAUAGAUCCACUACACGAUGAUGAUGUUCCAGGCAAAGUGGACGAGAAGGCGACACAGCUGCACGCCAUCGCCUCGCUGAAGGUGCUGCUGGAUGCCACCAAGCCGCAGCGCGGUGGUGCCACCACCUCGGCGGCCAAUCACGUCAAGAUCAACCUCAAGGAGACCACCAUCGGGGAUCGUCCCAACGGGAAUAUCGACACCACCCUCGACUCGCCAUCGUUGAGUGGUCGACGUCCUAGCUGGAUUGAGCAGAGGGUCAAAAUUCAGACACGCAAAUUUAGCAUCAAAGCGCCCGAAAUCGAGGAUGAGCCGGAACCACUAAGCAUGGCCUGGCCGGAUACGGCGCGAAAGCGUCUCACCUAUGUCCUGGUGGCCCCACUUCUGGUGCCCAUGUGGCUAACACUGCCCGACACGCGGACGCCGCGCGGCAAGCGCUUCUUUCCGGUCACCUUCAUAGGCUCCAUUGUGUGGAUAGCUGCCUUCUCCUACCUGAUGGUCUGGUGGGCCAAUGUGGCCGGUGACACGGCACGAAUUCCGCCCGAGGUCAUGGGCCUGACCUUCCUGGCAGCGGGCACAUCCAUUCCGGACUUGAUUACCUCGGUGAUUGUGGCACGCAAGGGAUUCGGCGACAUGGCCGUGUCCAGUUCCGUGGGCAGCAACAUAUUCGAUGUGACCGUGGGCCUGCCCAUACCGUGGCUGCUGUAUGGCAUCAUCUAUGGGGCACCCGUGGAGGUGAACUCGGUGGGCAUGGUCUGUUCCAUAACCAUCCUGUUUAUGAUGCUGGUGUUUGUGGUGCUAUCGAUAGCCUGCUUCCGCUGGCGCAUGAACAAGGGACUGGGCUUCACCAUGUUUCUGCUGUAUUUUGUCUUUGUCGCCGUCUCGCUGAUGUUCGAAUACGAUCUAAUCACUUGCCCCGUGUAAGGGGGCAAGGACAAAGACAAAUAUACCGGGCAGUUACCGUGGACACCCCGGGUGUUCAAAAUGGAUGCGAAUGCGGAGGAUCCAGGAGGAGGGUGCCCCAAAGGAUACAACCUCACAUCCAGUUAGCUAAACUAUAUACAAGCGAAUUAAUGAACGGAUAGUAAAUUAAUUAACAAACAAGGACUACAGCUAAAUAAUCGAAUUGUUAAAACACACAUACACACACAGGAUACAGGACACAACACAGACACUCACUCAGCCACAGACACAAUCACACACAUCAUGAUGAUGAAACUUAACGUUAACAAAUGCGAGUUAGUUAGUGCCAGCGUUUCUUUUUCGAAAGACAUUUACUUUAAAGUGUUAGCCGCGCAGCUUCUUAACGCAAGCCCUACACCGACACACACCCUAUACUCUACAAAAGAAAAGAAAAAACAAAACCUUUGCUCCCGAUCCUUGUGUCCACUAUCCUCUGUCAGCUAUCGUAUCUGCUAUCUCUACCUACAAACCAUAUAUUAGCGAGACAAUGGCUUCCCAACCACGACCACUCUCUCUCUCAAUCUCUUACUAAACUAUCUAAGCUAUUUGGGUUUUAACUACGAAUAUAUAUAUACGAUAUCUUGGCACAAAUGGGCACCCCCUAUAUACGGUAUGAAUGAUACGAUACGAUACGAUACGAUACGAUACGGUAUUGAUAACGAUAUGAUGGGAUAGAAUGUGGAGCGAGGAGCGCAUACAUGACAUACAAACGUGUUUUGUGUUUGAUCGAGCAAAUGCCUUUCAGUUGCGUGCUCUACUACGAUUUUCUCCUAAAGCUUUAUCCAGAGCCUCUCUCUAUCUCUAAACUCUAUCUAGUUUACGACUUGUACGCAUAAUACUUAUAUACCCCCCACUCACACGCACACUUACAUGGCAUACUAUAUAUAUAUAUAUAUAAAUAUAUAUUGAUUAAGUGAUAAUUUGCGUACGAACGAAUCGAGAAACAAAAGAAAACAAAAAAGAAUAAGCUAUAUAUACUCGGAACACGUAGGGAAUGCUACUACCUAAAACAUUUGCCAUACAUCCGAACCAGAGCAUUAUGAUUAUCGAUUAUAUUAUCAACCGAUUCCAGAGUCCGAUUCUAAUUCCUAAUUCCUAAUUCUAAUUCCUAAUUCUAGUUAUGGUUAUGAUUCUAGUUCUGAUCCUAAUUCCAAUUCUGAUUCUUGUUGGCGUGUAGAGGAGAGGAGCAGAGUUUAAAUUUAACUUUAUAUUGAAACCAUGUUUAUUAUAUAGACUAUAUUUCGAAUCCAAACAAAAAAAACCAAAUACUAAGCCUAAAAAACGAACAAAAAAAUUAAGAAAAAAAAACUAAGGAAACUAAUUUCAUAUACUUUUUGCUUAAUGAAGUCCCCCAAGUACAUAUAUAUAUUUAUAUAUAUAUAUGAGCAUAUUAACGUAUUUAUAUAUAAACGACAUAUAAGACGAUAUAUUUAACGAAAAUAUGAAACAAAAUCAACUUGCUCUCUUUAUUUAGAAGGUACGUAACAUUUUUCUAAAGCUAAAAACUAAAAACUAAAGAAACCCCUAAAAAUGGCCGCAAAGAAAUGCUAACUGGAGGCGAAAUCCAAGUAAAUUAACAUAAAACGCAUACAUAUAUACACCUAAUUAUAUACAU
Messenger RNA from Drosophila serrata, 4344 nucleotides. RefSeq names its product solute carrier family 24 member Nckx30C (gene Nckx30C). Gene Ontology annotation, biological process: intracellular calcium ion homeostasis; calcium ion transmembrane transport. Gene Ontology annotation, molecular function: calcium channel activity; calcium, potassium:sodium antiporter activity. Gene Ontology annotation, cellular component: plasma membrane. The record is from RefSeq and is a predicted model, not a curated record. NCBI's taxonomy places the organism in Eukaryota, Metazoa, Arthropoda, Insecta, Diptera, Drosophilidae.